AUGGCGGCAGGCAGGGCGCCGACGACCAAAGGGGAGCCCCGAGAACCGACGAGGGGGGCCCCAGAAGCGCCGGGGCAGAAGCGCCCGAAAAGGAGGACAAGGCGGCCGACAAGGGCGGAGAGGAAAAGAGGAGGGCCGCAAAAGACAGGCGACAGAAAGAGGAGGAGGGGCGAAACGGCAAAAGGCGGGCGGAGGGGCACCGAGGGGCGCAGGAAGGUGGAGGAGGGCAAGCCGGAAGGAAGCGGGACCAGCCGGGAGAGGCAGGACCGAGGCGACCAUGAAGACCCGAAACCGCACCGAGAGGAGCCGAUAGGGGCGGCAACGGGGAGCCUGUGGUACAGAAAGAGGCGGCGCCGGAACAGGGCGGCAGGCAGCCUGGCGCCGACGACCCAAAGGGGGAGACCGAGGAGGGGGGGCCCCGUGAAGCACCGGCGCAGAAUGCGCGCGGAAAAGGAGGACAAGGCCGUCCGAGAGGGCGGAGAAGGAAGAGGAGGGCGCAAUAGGGCGGGACAAGCGGACAGACAGAGAGAGAGGGGCGAAAAAACGGUGAUAAAGGCGGCGGAGGGGCACCGAGGGGGCGAGGAAGGGGAGGUGAGGGGCAAGCCGGAAGAAGCAGGGAGCAGGCCCGGGAGAGUGGUCAGAGCGAGCGACCAGAAGACCCGAAACCAGGACCGAGAGGAGCCGAGAGGGGCGGCCCGAGAGCCGGACAGAAGGAGAGCGGCGCCGUGGAACAGCGGCGGCAGGCAUGGCGCCGACGGACCAAAGGGGUUGAGACCGAGGAGGGGGGCCCCGAAAAGCACCGGCGCAGAAGAGCCCAAAAAAGGAGGACAAGCGGCGGAUGAGGGCGGAGAGGGAAGAGGGAGGGCCGCAAAAGGGGGACAGAGGACAGAAAGGAGAGAGAGGGGCGAAAACGGGCCAAAAGGCGGGCCUGUAGGGGCACCGAGGGGCGCUAGGAAGGGAGGAGGGUGCAAGGCCGGAAGGAAGGGGACCAGCCGGGAGAGGCAGACCGAGGCGACCAGGAAGGACCCGAAAACCAGCACCGGAGGAGCGAGGGCGGCGCGUGGGAGCCGACAGAAGAUAGCGGCGCCGAAAAAAAAAAAAAAAAAAAAAAACAAAAGGGCGGCGAGGCAGAGGGCGCCUGACGACCAAAGGGGCGAGACCGAGGAGGGGGCCCCGGAAGCACCGGCGACAGAAGCGCGCGAAAAAGGAGACAAGGCCGCCGAGAGGGCGGAGAGGAAAGAGGAGGGCCGCUCAAAAGGCCGGGACAACGACGCGAGGGAAAGGGCGGGCGCCAAAGCGGCCGGAGGGCAGCGCAGGGAAGCAGGGAGGGGAGGGAGGGGCAAGCCGGAAGGAAGCAGCAGCGCCAGGAGAGGCAGGACCGAGGCGACAGAGACCCUGAAACCAGCACCGAGAGGGCGAAGGGGCGGCCGAGAGCCGGACAGAAGAGAGCGCGCCGGAACGGGGCGGCAGGCAGCGGCGCCGACGAACAAAGCGGGAGACCGAGGAGGGGGCCCGGGAAGCACGGGGCAGAAGCGCGCCGAAAAGGAGGACAAGGGCGCCGAGAGGGGCGGAGCAGGGAAAGAUGAGGGGCCGCCAAAGGGCGGGACAAGCGACAGACAGAGAGAGAGGGGGCGAAAACGGCCAAAGCCGGCCGAAAGGGGCACCGAGGGGCGCAGGAAGGGGGAGGGAGGGGGCCAAGCCGGAGGGGAAGCAGGAAGCAGCCAGGGAGAGGCAGACCGAGGCGACCAGGAAAGACCCGAAACCAGGCACCGAUAG
Jatropha curcas is the source of this 1776-nucleotide messenger RNA. Lineage: Eukaryota; Viridiplantae; Streptophyta; Magnoliopsida; Malpighiales; Euphorbiaceae. The record is from RefSeq and is a predicted model, not a curated record.